GCUGCUUGCCAUUUAGGACGCUUUACAAAGUUGUGUGUGUGUGUGUGCGUGUUUUUUUUUUCUUCUUCUUCUUCUCUCUCCAUGGUCUUCGGAUCCGGAUUUUUUUUUAUGAGCGACACAGACACGGGGAUGUUCACAUUAUAGUUAGAUCAGACCGUUGAAGCUUAAAAUGUGGAUUCUAGUUUUGAGUCUAAAAAAAAAAAAAGCCGAGGCGUUCUCCGUCCCAACAUCUGGAUUAACUAUUUGGAGUCGGCGGCUCCGCAACAAAAACCAAAUGGAUGUCUAGCUCGGGUCCGGGGCAAAGAAAGACACGCUUGACUGUGGGAUUCUACUUUUAAUAACCCGGGUUUUGUUCAUAGAUUAUGUAUUCUUUACAAUGGGUGCGAACAAUGGAAAACAGUAUGGAAGUGAGGGUAAAGGCAGCUCAAGCAUCUCUUCUGACAUAAGUUCGAGUACGGAUCACACACCAACCAAAGCUCCAAAGAAUGUGGCUACCAGCGAAGCUGUGGACUCAAGCACGCGGACACUGAGCACCCCCAGCCCCGGUCUUAUCCUGCCUUCGAAGUCCUCCUCUCUCUCCUCGCCAGCCCUCUCCAGCAAUGGCCAUGAAACCAACUCCUCCUCUUCCUCCUCUAACCCGGCUGAGACUGUCGCUGUGGUGCACCCUCAGCCGGGCACCCACACCCGCCCCCGCCAGUCCAAAGGUUACCACCCUGCCCCCAUCGACAUCCUCCCCGACCACACCCUCCUACAGAUCUUCUCCCAUCUGCCCACCAAUCAGCUGUGCCGUUGCGCACGGGUGUGUCGGCGCUGGUACAACCUGGCCUGGGACCCGAGGCUGUGGAGCACCAUCCGGCUAACGGGGGAGCUGCUGCACGCUGACCGUGCCAUCCGAGUCCUCACCCACCGGCUGUGUCAGGAUACCCCAAACGUGUGCCUGACCCUAGAGACAGUGGUGGUCAAUGGCUGCAAAAGGCUGACUGACCGGGGACUGCACGUGGUGGCUCAGUGCUGCCCCGAGCUACGUCACCUGGAGGUGGCAGGCUGUUAUAAUAUCUCCAACGAGGCUGUGUUUGAGGUGGUAUCUCGCUGCCCCAACCUGGAACACCUAAACCUCGCAGGUUGUUCCAAGGUGACAUGUAUCAGCCUCACCCAGGAGGCCUCGCUCCAACUGUCCCCCAUGCACGGCCAGCAGAUCUCCAUCCACUAUCUGGACAUGACCGACUGCUUCUCCUUGGAGGACGAGGGCCUGCACACCAUCGCCUCCCACUGUCCCCGCCUCACACACCUCUACCUGCGUCGCUGCACCCGGCUGACAGACGAGGCCCUGCGUCACCUGGCCCACCAUUGCCCCUCCAUAAGGGAGCUCAGCCUCAGUGACUGCCGCCUGGUGGGAGACUUUGGUCUACGCGAGGUCGCCCGCCUGGAGGGCUACCUGCGCUACCUGAGCGUGGCCCACUGUACCCGCAUCACGGAUGUGGGCAUCCGCUAUGUGGCCCGCUACUGCCCACGGCUCCGCUACCUGAACGCCCGGGGCUGCGAGGGGCUGACGGACCACGGCCUGGGUCACCUGGCCAGGAGCUGCCCCAAGCUCAAGUCCCUGGACGUGGGUAAGUGCCCCCUGGUGUCAGACAGUGGGCUGGAGCAGCUGGCGCUUUACUGCCAGGGCCUGAGGAGGGUCAGCCUGAGGGCCUGCGAGAGCGUGACGGGGCGAGGACUCAGGGCUCUGGCGGCUAAUUGCUGCGAGCUCCAGCUUGUUAACGUGCAGGACUGCGAGGUGUCACCCGAGGCGCUGCGUUUCGUCAGGCGCCACUGCAGACGCUGCGUCAUUGAGCACACGAAUCCCGCUUUCUACUGAGGAGCGCUGUUUUUGGAUUGGUUUUCUGACAAGUGGAUGUUUUUCUAUUCCUGCAAUGGGGGUUCGGCAGAGUUAUGGGAUGAGGUGCCGGGGGACUGGUUGGGAAAGUGGUGUGCAAUAAUCCCUUAAUUUGUUCUUUCUAAUCUGCAUGGUUGUUGAUAAUGCUGUCCCUUGCAAAUACUUCCAUGGAAUGUAUUUAACAUAUUUAUCUGUAAAAAGGUAGAUUUCAGUAUUUCAAUGUAUUACAUUUUGUUCCACAGGUCACAGUUUGCAAUGUAACAAUAUGCAACAACAUUGAGCACUGGGUACCAAUGUGUUACCAAUUAAACGCAUUUUCAUACUCUUAUUUUUAAAUUCAUCAUCACCUUAAGACCCGGAAACAUAACCAGCAUCGUACAUUGCCAAUCCUAUUUAUAAACAGCAAGUAUCGUCAAACUAAACCACUAAGAAUGUAGCUCAUCCAGCAACAGCAAACCAUUCUGGUGAUCUUGAGUACAACUCGUCCGUCUCUCUAAGUACUUCAAAUGCUCCUCUUUCGUGUUGCGUAGAUAUGCACUUUAAGCGGUUUAACUUGCAAUCACUUACAUUGAGCUCAAAGUGUCAUAUUUCAGAUAAUAUUGCCAAGUGAAGUACAAUUAAGUAGAGUUUAUCACCAGUCAGACGAAUAUCGCUGCCAAAGUAGGGGGGAAAAAAAGGUGGAACAUAAAUCUUUCAAACGAAUGGGAACACAUUGCUGCUAUUUGCGCCAAUAAACACCUUCAA
Lampris incognitus (smalleye Pacific opah) is the source of this 2620-nucleotide messenger RNA. RefSeq names its product F-box/LRR-repeat protein 7-like. The record is from RefSeq and is a predicted model, not a curated record. The coding region runs from base 377 to 1858 and encodes 493 amino acids. Gene Ontology annotation, molecular function: protein binding. The transcript is spliced from 4 exons. NCBI's taxonomy places the organism in Eukaryota, Metazoa, Chordata, Actinopteri, Lampriformes, Lampridae.